AUGUCUGCCCCCGCCGCCGCCGCCGUCAACCCCAUCCGCAACGUCGCUCGCUGGUCUGCCUUGGCUGCUGGUCUCGUCUACGGUUAUGUUCACCACAACACCUUGACCACCUUGGAGCACAACCGUGCCGAGCAGAAGAAGAUCGAGCACCGCGAUCACUUGAUUGCCCAGGCCAAGGUUGAGUGGACCAAGAUUAACACUCCCACUGGAGGUGUUGUUACUGACCCCGAGAGCCCUAACUUCGACUUGGAGAAGGUCUUGAUCCACCUCUCGGAGACCGCAUAA
Molecule: messenger RNA, 285 nt
Organism: Linnemannia hyalina
Lineage: Eukaryota; Fungi; Mortierellomycota; Mortierellomycetes; Mortierellales; Mortierellaceae
Source: the annotation of a GenBank genome assembly